CACACGACUCUGGAGCCCCGACCGUAUCCUUUGUGAACAGAUCGCUCAGCGAAAAGCAUUUCCCCCCACCCAGAACGUGUUGUUUUGAUGGCCCUGCGCACUGGGACGACUUGGUUUGGUCAGGUCUUGCGCAGAGUUAGGCUGCAGGGAUCCUGGUCCCGGCGAUCGAGCAGCUUGCUCUGCCUGUCCGCCUCCGAGAAAGCCAUCGAAGAGGACCAGUACGUCUCGGAUAACUUGAGCAAUCGCUGCCGGGAUCCUGGCUGCUGUACCCGGGCUUUCUCGGUGGACCUCAGGCGUUUGGAGAAUAGCAGGGGGAGCGGACAUGAGCCGCUCAAACGCCGUUUUUUGGAGGCCAUGAAGCGGCAGAACGUGCGAACUCUAUCCUUGAUCAUCUGCACGUUCACUUAUUUGCUGGUUGGAGCCGCUGUCUUCGAUGCCCUCGAGUCCGAGUUCGAAAUGGAGCAGGGUGGGAAGCUGAAGGAACAGCAGAUCGGACUCAAGGGCAAGUACAACAUCAGCGAUGAAGAUUACAAGCAAUUAGAGGUGAUCAUCAUGCAAGCGGAGCCGCACAGAGCCGGGGUUCAGUGGAAAUUCGCCGGCUCCUUUUAUUUUGCUAUCACGGUGAUCACAACUAUAGGGUAUGGCCAUGCAGCUCCAGACACAGAUGCAGGUAAAGCUUUUUGCAUGUUUUAUGCUGUGCUGGGAAUACCACUGACCCUAGUCAUGUUCCAGAGUCUGGGAGAACGGAUGAACACAUUUGUCAAGUACCUUUUGAAACGGAUAAAGAAAUGCAUUGGCAUGAAAAGCACUGAUGUGUCCAUGGAGAACAUGGUGACUGUGGGUUUCUUCUCUUGCAUGGGGACCCUGUGCAUUGGAGCAGCUGCCUUUGCGCACUACGAAGACUGGAACUUCUUCCAUGCAUACUAUUACUGCUUCAUUACAUUGACUACAAUAGGGUUCGGGGACUAUGUGGCUCUGCAGAAAGACAAGGCACUGCAAAAAAGGCCGCUCUAUGUGGCCUUCAGCUUUAUGUACAUUUUAGUCGGUUUAACGGUUAUUGGAGCCUUCCUCAACUUGGUGGUUCUCAGGUUUUUGACCAUGAACAGUGAAGACGAGCGGCGGGAUGCUGAAGAGCGAGCGUCUUUGGCAGGCAAUAGGAACAGCAUGAUUAUCCACAUCCAGGAGGACGCCCAACAGGGCCGACAGCGAUACAAAGCCGAAGUGACAGACCUGCAGUCUGUUUGCUCCUGCAUGUGCUACAGGUCUCACGAGUAUACCAAUCAGGUGGUCUCGCACCAGAAUUCCUUCAGCUCGCAGUUAAACCCUCAGUACUUUCACUCGGUAUCUUACAAGAUAGAAGAGAUUUCACCGAGUACAUUGAAAAACAGUCUGUUCCCCUCCCCUGUGAGCUCUGUGUCGCCGGGUUUACACAGCUUCAACGAAAACCACAGGCUCAUGAGAAGGAGGAAGUCCAUUUGAGACUCUUUUUAUUUUGAUUUGUCAUUGAGCGCGCUGGAGAAGAAGCAGCAAAAAAAAUAGAAGCCUUUCUCUGAGACUCAAAAACCAAGCAUGAAGCAUGGUUAGUAACAGCUCCAAAGCAGCGACAAUAUGCCUUACAGGAGGCAGCUGGAGUUUUAGGAACAAGCAACACAUUGCGCAUCCAUCAAAACUACUUGCAAAUGGACGUGUUUGAUUGGUGUUAAUCUACUUUAAAGGAACAUUAAAUUGUUAGAAUGAGGGAGUGUUCUGGAUGAAAGUGGGAAAUGUGAGGAAACAAUGCAUCAGGUACUAAUUUUGUAAAACAGUUUAAAUGCCGCAUUUCAGAAUUAAUCGACAGAACAGAAUAACCUAAAUUGUGUUGCUGAAAAAAAGCAUGCGCGUUAACACAUGAAGCUGUCAGUAUACCGGAUGUGCCAUUGUAUUUUGAAAAGCUGGCUCUUUAAUAAUGGAUUGUAAAGUGCGGAAAGAUCAUUUUAGC
This is a messenger RNA of Amblyraja radiata (thorny skate), 1978 nucleotides long. It is a transcript of the gene kcnk9, whose product is annotated as potassium channel, subfamily K, member 9. The coding region runs from base 88 to 1479 and encodes 463 amino acids. Gene Ontology annotation, biological process: potassium ion transmembrane transport; stabilization of membrane potential. Gene Ontology annotation, molecular function: outward rectifier potassium channel activity; potassium ion leak channel activity. Gene Ontology annotation, cellular component: plasma membrane. The transcript is spliced from 2 exons. The record is from RefSeq and is a predicted model, not a curated record. NCBI's taxonomy places the organism in Eukaryota, Metazoa, Chordata, Chondrichthyes, Rajiformes, Rajidae.